CUCAUAUUUCGACUGAAGUUAAAUUCAAAGAAUCUAGAAGAGUGUAUGGAAAAUUUUAAAGUGAGCUACACUUUUGAAGUUGAUGAAAAACUUGAGAUGGAAUAUUCAAAUGAAAUGAUUGAAGAGGUGAACCACUCCUCCAAGAAUGCAACGACUGAUGAGAAGAAGGAUAUGUGCAGAAAGGAAACCUCAGUAUCAUCCAACAAAAAGCAACAACAGAGGAUACAGAAGUCUAGCAAAAGAUAUGUAAAAGAUGGGAGACCGGUUGCUUCCAGAACAGUUGUUAAAAUUGAAGCUCCUGACGAUGAGAAGAUAAAAGGAGAGACAAAACAAAAGAGAUGUAAACAGGAUUUUAAAAGAAAGGCUUCGCGAAAUAAAACAAAGGAAAAUGUAUUUGAAAAGGAGGUAGCAAACAUUCAAGCUACAAGUUCAGAUAUAAUUACCAUAGGAGAUGAUUCAGAUAAAGACCGCACACAAAACAAGACAGAUGUCAGAAGGCCUACCAACAAGAAACUCAGAAGAGUUAUGAACAAAAACAAAUUCAAUAGUGACGUGAAAUGUACAUACUUUUUCUUUCUGUAUUGUUUUCAAGAUAAACACAAAGUACUAUUGUGUUCUAACUCGUGA
Triticum aestivum (bread wheat) is the source of this 627-nucleotide messenger RNA. RefSeq lists its product as uncharacterized. The coding region runs from base 46 to 627 and encodes 193 amino acids. The record is from RefSeq and is a predicted model, not a curated record. Lineage: Eukaryota; Viridiplantae; Streptophyta; Magnoliopsida; Poales; Poaceae. The transcript is spliced from 4 exons.